CAACGACCUCUAGUGGAUUUUUUUUUAAAAUUCCUAGUCUCAGACCUGUCAAACGAAAUCACAAAGACAGAUUUCGAUUGUGUUUACCUAAUUUUAAGUGCACCAACAUAUCUUGGUGUGAUUUGUGUUUGUUUCAAAAUUUCGAAUGAAAAAUGGAUUCAUUUCAGCAGCCAGCCUUUUGUUUUAAUAUGCCAACCGACGAAUAUGAUCCAAAUCAGGUGCCCGUCGACGGUGAACAGUAUUUACAGAGCGUCAUUUAUGAGCGGAAAAAAUGUCCCGCUGUUGUUGUAAGGCCUGUGAGGAAAAUCGUUGAACCUGACUGCAACACAACAAUGGACUCAAAAGCAGGACGAUCCGUUUGGGAUCAGUAUGCUGAGGUACCAUUAGCAGAUCAAACACCAAAAUCUCUCUUGCCAACAACCGAAUGGCUUCAACUACAAUCAUAUUCAUUUCAAAAGUUGCAUGAUCGCAUAACAAACAUCCGUCAAACUUUUCGAUCAGACUAUGAGCAUGCUGAACUGCCCAACGAUAACACCGAAGAAUCAUGGUUGGAGUAUUGCCAAAAUAAAGAACCACUAUUGAAUAAUAUGCUUCACAUAAAUCAACGAGACUUGGAACUAGUAAUCGAGUACCAAUCAAAUUGGCUUGUCGAUGAUCUCGAUUGGUAUUUGACCAAUAGAAACUGGUUUCCACAAUGGGUUUAUUGUUCAUUAUGUUGUUUGCGUCUGCCAUGCGAACCGAAUCUUCUAAAUUCACUACGAAAAAUAAGCAAAACAUGUCAUCGUGUUCGAAGUAAAUUGAAGGCCGAAGAUUUUGUUGACAGUGCGAUGCCAUUGAAUUUAAUCAUUUGUAUUGUGUCUCGAAAUUUCGAUCAAUUCGAUUUGGGUGGACAAACUCAGUAACGAAAUAAAAUUCAGUUUUUUAAUAAAAGCAACAACAAAAAAUUAAUUAAAAUUCAUGCAUAAGUACAAAA
Contarinia nasturtii (swede midge) is the source of this 973-nucleotide messenger RNA. RefSeq names its product protein Gemin2 (gene Gem2). The transcript has 2 exons. Gene Ontology annotation, cellular component: spliceosomal complex; nucleus; SMN complex. Bases 153 to 902 code for a protein of 249 amino acids. The record is from RefSeq and is a predicted model, not a curated record. NCBI's taxonomy places the organism in Eukaryota, Metazoa, Arthropoda, Insecta, Diptera, Cecidomyiidae. Gene Ontology annotation, biological process: spliceosomal snRNP assembly; spliceosomal complex assembly.